Molecule: messenger RNA, 1970 nt
Organism: Prosopis cineraria
Lineage: Eukaryota; Viridiplantae; Streptophyta; Magnoliopsida; Fabales; Fabaceae
Product: dof zinc finger protein DOF3.1-like
Exons: 2
Coding region: 778-1602 (274 amino acids)
Biological process (GO): regulation of DNA-templated transcription
Molecular function (GO): DNA binding; DNA-binding transcription factor activity
Source: RefSeq, a predicted model, not a curated record
GCUGAAGAAACUGCAGUGAAAUUGACGGAAUAAAAGGGCGGAGAGGGACAAAGUGUCUGCGAGAGACACAGAGAAACAGGAAAGAGAAUUGUCCAUUUCACUCGCCAUCACACCGCCUUCUACUGUGUCGUCGCCUCAGCGCAACCCCGGAGGGUGGUCCUUCAUCUACAGAAACAGAACCCUCCUCUUCAUCUAUUUCUCUUCUCUCCUGCACCAUCGUCUCUCUCAUUGAGAAAUAUCGCCUCUGAGCUUUCAGGUGCUGAUUCUGCCGUGCCCUCUUCUUCUUGCUUUAUCGUACCUCAACCACUCACCGCUUUUCAGUUCUUCACAACAAUUCCUGCCACAUCACUUCUCCAACCUUUAACCCUUCCUUCUUGUCCCUUUGUACACGUCCCACCUCUCUAUCCUCCUCCAUCAUCGCUCCCAAAUUUUUGGUUGGUGCGAAAACCUGGACAAAGAUAAUGAUCGCCCGUGGUUUUGGCUUUGAUGUGGAUAUGGAUUCUCUUUAGACAUUACCCAGACACGUAGAGCUGCUCUCACAGCACCUUUGAACUCCGAUACACCUUGCAUGCGCGUUCCAUCCACACCCCACCCCAUCCAAUCGUUUUCUUCCUUCAUAAUUACACAACCAGCCACCCCUACAAGAAACAUACAUUCAAAUUAUUCUCUCCGCUCUUUGCCUUGGCAAAACAGAGUGGGGUGAUCACAGAUAGAUAUUUUCUUUUUAUAUUGAUUGUAUCUCUGCGUGUGCAACGGCGAGGAGGAGGCGGAGGAGAAAUGAACAGUAAGCCUCAGCCUCAGCAACCCCAGAAAUGUCCUCGGUGCGAUUCUCUUAACACCAAGUUCUGCUACUACAACAACUAUAGCCUCUCGCAGCCUCGUUACUUUUGCAAGGCGUGUCGAAGGUACUGGACUCAAGGCGGAACCUUGAGGAACGUCCGCGUCGGUGGUGGCUGCCGCAAGCCCAAGCGCACCAAAGCCUCGGCUUCUUCCUCGUCUUCCACCGAUACCGGUUCUGCCCCGUCGUCGCAGCUGCCGCGAGAGACGGAGGUUCAAAAAGACCCUUAUGCCGUGAGUUCUGCUGCUCCUCCUGCUACGGAGGCGGCGGCUUCAUCAAUCGGCCCCUUUUAUCAAGGCGGUGCAUGUGGUGAUGAUGGUGGGUAUUUGUCUUCUCUGGCGUCGAUUCGAUCCUUGAAUCCGUCGCAGCCCUUCAAUCAGUUGGGGUCUUGUUCUAAUCUGAGUCUUCUUUCUGGGUUCGGUGUUCCUUCUCUGGGCUCAUCAGUUCGUCCAUCGCAACCAUUUUAUCAGAUGGGUGUUCUAAGAGAAAAGGAGGAAGAUUCCCUGUAUGAAGCAGACCAAGUUUUAAUUCAAUCAACCACGGUCAACAGCGGUUCUGCUUCUUCUCACCAUGAUUGGACUGAAAGCUUCAUCAAUAAUAACGUUAACCAGAGGGGAUCCGAUGCCUCUCUGUGGAGCACCACCAUGAGCACCGCUUCCGCUAGUGGAAAUUCUCAGAGUCAUAAUGAUGCAGUUGGCGGGUCAUUUUCUUUGAUCCCAAAUCACCAGUGGCCUGAUCUUCCCGAGUACGACCCUCCUCCAUGAUCAUCAUCUCAUGUACAACUGCACUCUCAAAAUCCAGGGACGGAAACGCACAGUCUGAGAUAUUUAUUAACUUGCUUCGUUUUCUUUUCUGUUUUAUCAGCUUUAGUUUCUUUCUGGUCUUAGUGGUAUAGGUUGUUAAUUAGCAGCUAGCUAGGGUGCUUUUCUGGUUGAUCGGGCAUACGAUGGACAACAGUACAGAGUUUUGAGAUGUGGGUGUUACUAUUACUAUGCAAUGUGAAGGAAGAAUUAGAAGCCGCAUCAUUUUUAUCUCAUAGUCAUGUGGCAUAAAGUAGAUCACAGGGACUUUGUGAUUUGGGAUAGGUUGUAUUUAUUAUUACUUGAUUUAAAUAUGAAGUUUGUGGGGGUUA